GGGGAGGUGGAGAGAGGCUGGAGGCGCAACAGCUGUGGAGAAGAGAGAGGGGGUGGGAGCACAGGGCUUUCUGCAGACAUUGAUACUCUCAGCCACCCCCCUUUACCAGGCAGCCAAAGGACCCCCAGAAAGAACUAGGAGACGGACAGAUAUGCAUUGGAGCAUGUGAUGUGGGAAGCAGCCGGAGCACUAGGAGACAAGAGUGGGAGCAGGUCCUAAAGCCCCUCAUUGACAUAAACCUUUCAACUAUCAAUACAAUUACAACUCUAGAGACCCAACCACAAUGGCAGUCCUGCUAAGAAUUAGUGCAUUGAUGCUUAUAAUUCUAACUUUAACCUCCUCAAAAGAACUAGAAAAUGGGACUUGUGAAGCAGCCAAGGAUGGGAAGUGCCAGCCAGGUAUCUUGCUCCCAGUGUGGGAACCUCAAAACCCUUCAAUGGGCGACAAGGUUGCCCGGGCUGUAGUUUACUUUGUAGCCAUGCUCUACCUCUUCUUGGGAGUUUCCAUAAUUGCUGACCGCUUUAUGGCGUCCAUUGAAGUAAUCACAUCCCAAGAGAAAGAAAUCACACUUACUAAACCCAAUGGGGAGACCAGUGUAGCCACUGUGCGUAUAUGGAAUGAGACAGUGUCCAACCUGACUUUGAUGGCCUUGGGUUCCUCAGCUCCUGAGAUACUCCUUUCAGUUAUUGAGGUGUGUGGUCACGGAUUUCAUGCAGGUGAACUGGGCCCUGGAACCAUUGUAGGCUCAGCUGCUUUUAACAUGUUUGUCAUAAUUGCCAUUUGUGUUUAUGUGAUUCCCAAUGGGGAAUCACGGAAGAUCAAGCAUCCCCGUGUGUUUUUUGUCACAGCUACCUGGAGCAUCUUUGCCUACAUCUGGCUAUACAUAAUUCUUGCAGUCACUUCUCCAAAGCGUGUUCAAGUCUGGGAGGCACUGGUUACCCUCCUCUUCUUCCCUGCCUGUGUGGUCCUUGCAUGGAUUGCUGACAAGCGCCUUCUCUUCUACAAGUAUGUGUACAAGAGGUACCGAGCAGACAAACGCAGAGGCAUCAUCAUUGAGACAGAAGGCGAGUUUCCAAAGAGCAUAGAAAUGGAUGGGAAGUUGGGGGCUUCAGCAGUAGUGGCACCAGAAACAAAGGAUGCUGGCAUGCAAGACAGUGCUGCAGCAGCCGCUGAAGCCAAGGAGCUAGAUGAAAGUCGUAAAGAGGUGAUCCGAAUUCUGAAGGAGUUGAAACAGAAGUACCCAGAGAGAGAAUUGGACCAAUUGGUAGAAAUGGCUAAUUACUAUGCUCUCCUCCAUCAGCAGAAAAGCAGGGCAUUCUAUCGUAUCCAGGCCACACGCAUGAUGAUUGGAGCUGGCAAUGUACUGAAGAAACAUGCUGCAGACCACAGCAGAAAGCCAGCCACCUUACAGGAGGUGACUUCUGAUUCCAGUGAAGAGAACACUAGCAAAAUCUUUUUCCAGCCCAGCAAUUACCAGUGUCUAGAAAACUGUGGAUUUGUGACUCUAAAUGUUGCUUGUCAAGGAGGAGACGGAGCAAGUACCUUUUAUGUGGAUUACAAGACUGAGGAUGGAUCUGCUAAUGCAGGCUCAGACUAUGAAUACAGUGAGGGUACCCUUAUAUUUAAGCCAGGAGAGACACAAAAAGAGCUUAAGGUAGGGAUCAUUGAUGAUGACAUCUUUGAGGAAGAUGAACAUUUCUUUGUCAGGCUAAUGAAUCUGAGGGUGGGUGAUGCUGAGGGGAUGUUUGAACCAGAUGGUGAAGGGCGCCCAAAAGCUCGUCUGGUGUCCCCUCUAAUUGCAACUGUGACAAUCCUGGAUGAUGAUCAUGCUGGAAUAUUCACUUUUGAAGAGAAGCUAGUUCAUGUGAGUGAAAGUGUUGGGAUCCUAGAAGUGAAAGUAGUGAGGAACUCAGGGGCAAGAGGAACAGUGGUCAUCCCAUACCGGACAAUGGAGGGAACAGCUAGGGGUGGAGGAGUGGACUAUGAAGAUGCCUAUGGGGAACUGGAGUUCCAGAAUGAUGAGACUCUAAAAACCCUGCAGGUUAAGAUUGUGGAUGAUGAGGAGUAUGAAAAACAAGAAAACUUUUUUAUUAUUCUGGAGGAACCUCGGUGGAUGAAACGUGGGAUUUCAGCUCUGUUACUCAAUCAGGAUGAAGAUGACAAAAAGCUGACAGCUGAGGAGGAAGAGGCAAAGAGGAUUGCAGAGAUGGGAAAGCCAAUAUUAGGAGAGCAUUCCAAGUUGGAGGUUAUUAUUGAGGAAUCAUAUGAAUUCAAGAGCACAGUAGACAAGCUAAUUAAGAAGACCAAUUUGGCACUAGUGAUUGGUACACAUUCCUGGAGAGAGCAGUUUACGGAAGCUAUCACAGUUAGUGCUGGUGACGAGGAAGAGGAAGAUGAUGGACGUGAGGAACGAUUGCCAUCAUGCUUUGACUACGUUAUGCAUUUUCUCACAGUCUUCUGGAAAGUCCUCUUCGCCUUUGUUCCCCCCACAGAGUACUGGAAUGGCUGGGCCUGCUUCUUUGUUUGUAUCAGUAUUGUGGGUAUACUAACAGCUGUAAUAGGAGACCUGGCUUCACACUUUGGUUGCACUGUUGGGUUGAAGGACUCUGUGACAGCUGUAGUGUUUGUGGCUCUUGGCACGUCUCUCCCAGAUACAUUUGCCAGUAAGGUGGCAGCAAUGCAGGACCAAUAUGCUGACGCCUGUAUUGGCAACGUAACAGGUAGCAAUGCAGUUAACGUCUUCUUGGGUAUUGGUGUUGCUUGGUCUGUGGCAGCCAUCUAUUGGGCUAUCCAAGGCAAAGACUUUAUUGUGGAGACAGGUUCCUUGGCCUUCUCUGUCACCCUCUUUACUAUCUUCGCAUUCAUCAACAUCGGCGUCCUGCUGUACCGCAGGAGACCUCAUAUAGGGGGGGAGUUGGGUGGCUCCCGUCUCUCCAAGACCCUCACAGCCAUGCUGUUCAUUGGCCUUUGGCUGCUGUAUAUAUUGUUUUCCAGCCUGGAAGCCUACUGCCAUAUUAAAGGCUUUUGAAAGGUGAUGAGGAUGCAGAAGUCAGUUUCCUCCAUGAACUUGGGCCUCAGUCAUUCCAUGGACUCUCCCAGACUGGAUUGUGAGAUGUUUCAUUACAGUAGAGUUUGAGGGCACAGACUCGGUAUAAUGUAUUUAUUUAUUUAUUUUUCUAAACCCUUCUGUCCUAAAUGUCUCCCCUUCCUAUAUCUUUCAUGGGGUAGCAAAAUAGCACAAUUUGUUGUAAGAAGAGGGGUAAAUGGAGUUCACCAUUUUUCAAGGAGGUUUUCCCCUUUAAACUACAAUGCACUUGCAUAGAUAACUAUGCCAGGCAGACCAAAAACAAGAAUCAGCUUUUCCUUGAUUGACUUAUACAACUCUAGGCAUAAAAGCCUGCACUAUUGGGUGGACAGGAUGGUUGGAGAGACUUUCCGCCCUUCCUUAUAAUGAGCUUCAUAUCCUUUAAAAGGGAACUGUCACUGUUAUAAAAAAAAAAACCCCCACUGAACGCUAGUAAAUAAUUAAUAAUUCUUUAUGACAUAUAGAUGUUAUUUUUUCUCAUAGUUAGAGAUAUAUAUGAUUUAUUUAUUAUUUAUGCUUCCUCAACCUAACAUAUAAAUAACUCAACCCAUGCUAUUUGUCAGUAACGCAGAGCAAGUCGCUGGCUCACAGCAUGAGUGUUUUGAAUUAAAAUUGGCUUUAUAGAAAGCAGGAAAAUGUACUGUGAUUUUUCAGUAGAUUUAAGUGGUUUAUGCCGGCCAAAACAGGCAAACAUUUUGAGACCAAAAAAACCUUAGGGAAAUUAGUAGCAUUCUUCAGUAUGUUGCAGAAAAACUCACUCAAAAGGAAAGGCUUUUUUCCCCUUUGUCAGCUUUUAAUAGAAAAAAAUAUUAGCUCUUAGAUAGAAAUGUUUACUCAAAUUUGAGCAUAAAAAUCAUAUGGAUUGUUAGCAAAUCAGCUCCUUGGUGUUAUGCAGGCAUUAAUAAUCUGUGACAAGUUGCAUCUGGUCUUCUUUCAUUAAUAUUUGUAUUACUUUUUAUUUUGCCACCCUGUUCCACUUGCCAUGGUCGGCAUAAUAACCAACCAGAGAGAAGAUGCAUUCUGAGGCUAGAUUUGUAUUGCUAAAAUAAAAUUUGUCUGAGAUUCUUAACUGUCUACAUGAUGCUAAAAGUUCAUUUUAAAAUGAAGAUUCCCUUUAACGGUGUGAUAAUAAGUGCCAGAGAAUGGGAUAACAUGUCAUAACAUACAAGACCUUCCUAUAACUAUAAAAUUAGCUGUAUAGUUGUUUUCCUAAGUGUAUUUAUGCUAAACUAGAUGUACCAGUAGUGGGAUCUGAAUAAGUCACAUGACUGGCAAUGCCUCCUUUCUGCAGAAAGCCAUUUACCUCCUCUUUUCCACUUACACUGAUGAUUCUGAAAAUUCCCACAAGUUUCCUUCCUAAAUGCACUCAGGGUGAUACCUUGUUCCUGAUAUUUCUAAAAGUUGAAUUCAGAAAAUGCUUAAAACAAAAGCCAAAGUGGGUGAAAUAGUCCAAAACAUUGUCAAAUGGAAACAUUUCUUGAUUGCACAGAUGAUGCUACCAUGGGAGCAUUAUAUCAUUAUGUUUAAUAACAUAGCUAUGUUUGGAUGAUACUUCACUCUGUAUUGAUUGGUUUCACCUAAAAUGUUCUAUGUUAAGGCCUACUUUAAUCCUCUUCAAGGGGCAGAUUUUUUUUUGGAAAGACUUUGGCUAUGAGUGGAGGAGCUUUAAACCCAUAUAGCCAUUUCUACUUGUUGGCUAUUUUUUUAAUGUGACUUGUGUUGGUCUGUUACAGUCCAUAACAGCAACAAUUAAAGGGCUCCUGAGGAUUUUUUACAAACAAGGUUUUCUACAGUCAGCCAACUGAAAAACAAUUAGUGUGUGGCUUCCUUCAUAGUAUUAGGUAAAAUUCAUGCUACCAGAAUAGAUCAGUUAUCCCUAGUUUCAGAAUUAUUUUAAAAUAGGAUUCUUAUGCUUAUUACUGCAUUAAGCAAGGGAAAGGCAUCUGUAAAGUAAGAUGCUGUACAGGUGACAAUAUAAAAUUUUGGUCCCAUAAAAGAUGCUUCAUCCCAUAAUUUCCUUCUGUGUGUUUUAUAUGCUAUACCCUGAAGGGUGUGGGGCAAGCUUUUGGCCACAAACUCCCUCCUGUGUCACUGCAGAUGGAGGAAUAUGCUACAACCCCUAAUCUCCCUUAUCUUUGUGCCAUUCUUUUUAGAAAAAGUCAAUGUAUACAAGCUGCUCCAUAAACUCUUACUUCCUGCCACUGUUCCAAAAGCAUAUACACCAAUGAUCUUGCAUGCCACUCUAUAUUCAGAGAUGCAGAUCCCCUCCAUGUCUGUGCAUGGUACAUCACUAGAGAACCUAUGAAAGCCAUAGGUAAGAUUUACAGCUUUCACUGCCCUUUCUUACAGUUGUUUGGUGAUAUAAGACUGGUGCUUUUUGCUUUUUUGUGUGUCCCUUUGGUCACUAUUUUAAGCCCUUUCAAUUGGUUCAUGAUCCUCAAGCUAGCCAAUCAGGAUUAAGCCAUUAUAUACCGAGUUUAAUGUAUUUUAACUGAGCCUCCUGCAACUGAUUGCACUGCCAAUGCUGGUGUUUAAGUGUUUAGAAAACUGACACGGCACAAAUACCAGACAUCAUUUACCAAUUAUUAAGUCCAGACCAGAGUCAGCAGUAUAGCCCUUUAUAUGAUAUGUGAUGGUACUUUUUGAUCACCGUGAGUAGACAUGCCUGUUUAGGUUUAAUAUAUAAAUGCAAUGAAUUGAUAUUGCCUUCAUCAGCAGAAGGUUAAGAACUGCAAGUAAGAUUUAGAGCCCGGUAACUGGUCUUACAGAAUACUGACAAAGGUUUGAUGUCUCCUGUAUUUUUGCUUCUACUUUGGCUACAUGUAUAAGAAUUGUUCUAGAGUUAUCUUCAGUAAUGUAAAAGGUGAGAUUAUGUGCAACACAUCAGUUUAUACUUCCAACCUCUUUCUUGUUUUCUGAAAAUCAGGCUAUAAAGUCAUGUUAAAUAUAUGUUGUAUUACCAUCUGUAAUUAACAUCAGGUCUUCCAGAUUUCCUCAAGUUGCAUUUGCUCAAUUCAUUCAGGUUUGUGGAACUGGGGAGUGGGCCUGUCUUGAUAAAUAUGAGUGAUUUUUCUCUAAACUCAUCUGGUUUCCUAGCCCAGAAAUGCCUCUUGGUUUGGACAUGUAGUAUGCCAGUGAACUGGGCACAUUAUUUCUAUGGUACAUAAUGAACAUAUCAGUGCUAUAGAACCUUUUACCUGUGUAUCAAAUAAAAUAUUUAUUCACGCACCAAGAAGCUUAUGGAGCCCUUAUGCAUCAAGGGUGAUGGAACAGACCUGGACCGUGGACCAAAUGGACAGCCCCAUUCAAUAUUUAAUAUUCAUUAUUUACUCAGAAAGCAGAAACUGACUGCAUGACUUCUACUCUUCUUAAUAUGUCCAUGCAGCUACAGAUUAUUCUGGCUAUCUCACGGUGAUCAGAAUUUUGCCCUUUCGCUUAUCCAUGGAGGCACAAGGAAAAUGAAAACCUGGAGCCUACCUGCAAUGAAGCUGCAGCCUGCUAUUGUACAUGAACCAGUGAACUUACCAAAAGAGAAAGAAAAUUGCCAAUACGGGAUGUCAACUUGCUAUUAAAAGAUUCCAUUCACCUUGGUCCUUUGUAUGACUAUGGCAGAUCAGGAGCCAAUGGUUAUUUCUUGAUGAUAUGUUUACGUAAUAAACAUUAUAAAAUGAAACAACAGUGACAGUAGCCUGUAGCUAGCACCAGAUGGGGCACAGUGAGAAGUGGUUUUAUAGACCUGUUAACAGUACUCUCUCAAUGUGGCUAUUUUAUAUGUAAGACUGGAUUCCUUGUCGCAUUCUGUAUUUGUAGUCCUUGGAUUUGUAUUUCUCAUUGCUAAUUUCCUAUUCUGUGCCACAUACUUCUCAGUUCUCUGGCACUUGAUUCUCCUUUCCUCUCUUGCCUUAUAUGCCUUGUUUCCCAUUCCCCUGCAUCAGCGCGUCUCCUCUCCCCUCCCUCUAUCUCUAUUCUUUGUAUUCUCUCUUUUUCAACCUGCUGUUCUCUCUCUAAUUCAUCUCUCUGCUCCUUUCUCUUUACUCCCCUAGUGUCUAUCUGAGUCUGCCUGUGCUGAUAGAGAACGGUUUACAGCAUGUCCUAUUAUUGCAAGAAGAAAACUAUAACUUUAUGAAUAUAAUUCUUUAUUUUGAAAAACAUGUCUUAUUGUCUUAUUGCUCAUCAUCCAAGAAAGACAUUAGGGGGCACAUUUACUAAACUCCGAUUAAGCAUUUAUGAGAUAAAUUCAUAUUAUUUCCAACUUAUAGAACAUUUCAUAAUGUAUGCGAAAAUUUUGUUAAAAUUCCACAACUUUUUCAUGAUUUUCGUUAAAGUUCCAUGAAAAAAAUCUUACUUUGUGCAAAGACUACGAACAUUUCGGAAUUCAUUAAAGCUUUGAUUGAACUUU
This is a messenger RNA of Xenopus tropicalis (tropical clawed frog), 7484 nucleotides long. RefSeq names its product solute carrier family 8 member A2 (gene slc8a2). NCBI's taxonomy places the organism in Eukaryota, Metazoa, Chordata, Amphibia, Anura, Pipidae. Gene Ontology annotation, biological process: calcium ion transport; cell communication; transmembrane transport. Bases 284 to 3028 code for a protein of 914 amino acids. Gene Ontology annotation, cellular component: plasma membrane; synapse; membrane. The transcript is spliced from 8 exons. Gene Ontology annotation, molecular function: calcium:sodium antiporter activity. The record is from RefSeq and is a predicted model, not a curated record.